AAUUGGGAAAGUGAAAGUAGCAGUCGCGCGUUUUCCCUGCAUGUACACAUCGAAUCGAUUUACGAUCUGGAUUAUUUUUGAUAAGGAAUGCACCAAAUUCUAAAUAAUGGAAGAUUUAAAGAGAAGGUUGGAGUUCAACAAUGUGGCUGUUCAGCGACAAGCACUAAACAAACUGAAUGAGGAAGUAAGAAAGAGCUUAACUGCAGAGAACAAGUUAACUGUCUCGUCACCUAAGAGUGUGGCAUGCAAACUUUUGGAAGAGAAAUGUGGUGUCGCAGACACAGUGGUUGCCAAGGCAGCAUGCGGUGUAAUGGUGGAGCUGGUGAGAGAGGGACUGGCCGAGUUCACCGCUGUCCAGGAGUUGUUCCUCAAUCAAGUACCAACUGCAAAGAACUUAUGUGGCAUUGUACAGGGUACCACAGAGUUGCUCCUCUGGCAAGCGGCAGUGAUGGCUGGCACUAAGGAUGGGUACAUGAACCCCUACACCCUGAGGUCUCCCCCUCACCCCUUCAUCACUAUUUUGACCAAUCGACCUGAUUCCUGGACAUUGCUAGGCAACCAAGUGACCAAAAUCUGCAGUAUGAAAGAUGAAAGGAUCCAAGGAAUUUCGGUAGAGAUCCUUGAGCCAUUCUUGAAGUUUGUUUUUGUGGAGCCACUAGAGAGUCCUCAGUAUCAGCCAAUGAAAGUCUGCCUACAAAGGGAGUUACUUGCCCUAGCCAGCCAAUCAGACAGUAUCAUGUUAAGGAAAAUAACAGGAUUUUUGGCCAAUAUUUUGCCUUGUCUUCAGGUAAAAGAUGUGAACUCUCUAGGAAGCACGGCCAUGUUAUUACUGGCAGUCGUAGACGUGUGUUUGGUUCGAGUUCAAGAAACAGAGAAAAUUCUCAGGAAACUUCUGACAUUCUUGCUGGACCUUUGCUGGGAAUUUCAGGCUCAAUUAUUAGAUAUAUCCAUGGUAACCAAAUACCUUUUAAGGGCUGCAGAAAAAAUCCCAUCUGCCCUUCAGUCAGGGGAGAACCUGAUUUCCCUGGGAGCUCUGCUACUCAGAACUGAGGGGGAGGAGACCGUCCAUCUACUAGCCACUGUCAUGAAAAUUCUGGACAGCGUCCCUGAGAAUCUGUGUGGUUUGGAGGUAGACUCCCUUGUGUUGCCGAUUCUCCAGAUUCUGUCCCUGCCUUCUGCAGAUGCUGACACUGGCAGUCCGAAUCCUGCUGUCUCUUUAUCAGCAAAAAUCCUGAAGAUAAUCGAGAAAAAACUAGAAAAACCAGGUCUUAUGAAGGCACAGGAUUACCCUCCACACAGUCACCUUUCCUGGUUGUCAUACAGAAAUAAUAACUACUCCCUCCUGGCCCGGGCUCUUGGAGAGGAUGAGCAGCUGGCUACCCAGUGGUUAGAGAACUUGAUCAACUCCCUACCCAGGCUUAAGAUUGUUCCAGUUGAAAUAACAAUGAUUGCAUCAGCACUAUUUAUAACAUCACCAGGACAACCUUGGUCAGACCAAUCACUGAGGGCAUUACAGAGCAUCUCCAAAGCUGAUCCUCAACAGGCAAACUACUUUUUGCCCCUGUAUAUCUAUCAGCUGAACAAGCGCCUCAAACCUGAGGUCAAACUGAGCAUCAUGAAGGCUAUUCCAAGCAUAGCACAGCAUAAGUUCUGUAUCCCUCCUGUCCUGAGAACUAUACAAACGUUUGGAUCCACCCCUCGAUUAAAGGCGUUGUCCAUACACUUGUUGGCUGACCUCUGGAAGAUCCAGGACCGAUGUUUCCCGUACUUACUUCAGGCGAUCUCUGAACCAGCCCCCGCGGUCUUGACCAAGGAGGGUGUGGAUGAAGUGAAGCUAGCCAAGGUCAAGGCCAUCAGAGACGUCUGUCUGAUCAGGGGAGAGCAGCAUGGCAGUGAUGUGUUAUCUCCCUUGUCAGACUUGCUGGAGAGUUCCACAUCCGAAGUGGAUUCACCAGUUGCCUCCCUUGCAUUGGAGGGAUUGUAUCAUUUGUGUAAAGCAGAAGUGAUAGACAUUGUGUCCACCUGGUCUGUAGUGGGAUCCAAACUUGCCAAUGAUCCCAGAUCAAUAGUGCAAGAAAGAAUUUGUCAGCUGUUUUCUUUACUACCAGAAUUGGAAGUGAAAACCGAGGAAUUUGAGAAGUUAAAUCAGUAUGCGGUGGCAUCCCUGUGGUUGUUGGUUCACAGUGAUCACCACGUGGUCAGUAUGGCAGCUUUCAGGGCCCUGUCUCAGUUCCCCACCUCCAGAUUCAAGUUGUCUCACAUCCCAGACAAGAUUAAAAUGGACAUUGUGAGGCAAGCUGAAGCAAUUAUUGGGAGGGGAGAUAACCCUGACCUGACUGUUGAGGAUGUUGUAACAGAGGUUCCGGGGGUAUGCUUCAUCCGUUUACUGGGAAUUAUUCCACCCCAGGUGUAUGAAGGAUAUAGGGACUUUCUUGUGGAACAAGUGGGGUCAGAGGUCAAGAACUUGCCCCGGGGAGUGUACCACAGGUCCGCACGACGGUCGGGGACAGCACCCAGUCAGAGUAAGACCAUGGAGACGUUGCCAUUGUUCCUACAGCAGCAGUAUGACAAAUGUAAACAGCCUGGUCUCAGACCUGGCUUAGCAGCGGGUCUCUUGUUCAGCUAUGAACCCCCUGUAGAGGUAGGGCGAGACGGUCGACCACGGAAACACUACAUCAUCACGCACAGCCAAAACUUCCACCACAUGUUCAACACUCUUCUACAUGAGGUGAUAAUCCAACCCUCUGAUUGGCAAAAGAUGCAGCAGUUGCCCCAAGCCUGGGUUUCUUUCAUGGAUAGACUUUUUACCUCAGCUGUAGAAGGACGAAGAGCAGAAAUUGAUCUGCAGUUGAAGAAAAACCUCAUUGGAAUAGAGGAUGCAGAAGAAAAACAGAGAGUAGCAUGGCUGUGGGUGAGAGACCAGCUGACUGACAAGAUUAAGAGGGCAUCAAAAGAGAGUCCAAAUGUUCAGGGAAAUGCCAUUCUAUCCUUGAGUGGGCUGGUACUGGCUUCACAAAGAUACUGGACUAACCUUGACAAAGAAUCUCAAGGUCAGAUAGAUAAUGUCAAGGACUUCCAGAGCCAGUCGCACUGGGCAACGGUUGUCAUGGAUACUCUGAUGUCACUGAUGGAUGUAACCUUUCAACCUGAGGGACACAUCCUGGGACUGUGCCAACAGAGGACAAAGGAUGAUAGAAUGACCUCUAGUUUCCUGGCCCAAGCUUCUGCUGUCUUGGCACUUUCCCAACUGACACCUGUUAUAAUCAAUCUGGAUGUGAACAGGAUUUUUGGAAUUUUGGAAAUUUUGAUAAAAUGGUUACCAGGACAACCAGAGGCUCCAGAAGCACCUGUCCUGCAGACUGCCUAUGGUCUUGGGCUGGGUGGACUUCUGGAAAGACUGUUUGAGGAACAUUUCCUGGAAACAUGUGGAUCAAGGGAGACGGUACAGGUUUGGAGAGCUCUGGACAAUUUGGAGGAGGCAUGUUUUACUGGAAGAGAAGAAAGCUGUGGGUGUCUUUUGGGCCUGGGUCUUGCUGUAUCAUCCCUGUGUACUGAUUCCAAGACGGAAGCUCGGGCCCACGUUCUCUCGGUUCUUGACAAGCUGCAGUCUUGUUGGCAGUCAUCUCAACCAUUGGAUCAAGCUCACGAGAUAAUGGCUGUAGACUUGGCUCUGAUUUCUAGCGUUGCCUUCAACAGCAACAUUAUAUCAUCUGACAGAGUGUUGUCCACCGUGAGCCAAGUAGUCGCAAGUCAAACAGAGGCACCUAAGAGUUCUGGGAUUGCUGUAGCAGCAGGCCUACUGUUAUACCACCUCUCUAAGGCAGGACUAUCCACUGUUACAGAACAACAGGCACUGCUGCACCAAACCUGGACCAGGAAACUGAACUCACAGGAGAGUUCAGACCAAGAAAAGAUAGCGGCUAUGAGUGGACUGCUGGCCUUGGUUGGUUCACACAGACCUCUCACCCCUACCUCAGGGACGAUGUCCUUAUCCUUGAGUGCUAUAAAUGUUGAUGAGGUUGUCAAGGUCAUACGACAGGUUGUAUCUAUGGGAGAUGACCUUGGUCUCCAGAAUUCGGCAGCCUGGAUGCUGGGUCAAUAUCACAUGUCAGCGUCCAGUGCUAAUGAGAGCAGGGCCAGUGUGGCAACCUCUAUGAGUUAUCUCCCUGAAUCCAGCUUCCUUAGAGCUGUAGUGGAUUUUCUCCUUGAUGCGGGAAGGAAAGGUCCUGAAGCAGUGCCAGCCCCUCAGGUAGAGUGUUGCCUCAGAAGUUUACAGGUGACACAAAGCCUGCCCCCGGUCAACUGGGCGGGGAUCCUCACCCCACUGAUGAGGACCAACUUCAGUGAUGAAGUGAAGAGGUUGUGCCUUCAGGUUGGGAUUACCCAGAGUUCAUCAUCCACAACAGCAGCAGUAUUAGUCAGUUCGUGGGUGGUCCCACCUCUCAUACACUCUCUCAGUGCACAUUGCCGUUGCUUACUCUAUGAUGAGUUACCCACGCUUAUCGCCUCCCUGUCACCAACAACUUUGAAAUCUCUUCUGGAUUCAUUUCAAAGUGAGACUGGGAGCUCGUAUCUGCAUGGAAUAUAUGGACUACAGAAGGCAUUGAAGGUACCUGACCCCCCGCCAGCUGUGGCGUCUGUAUUACUGGACUGUUUGAAGGAGGUGUAUAAGACACAGAGAUCAUUAUGUCGCAUAGAUGACAAAUUGUUCCACCUGCUGGCGGAGUGUCUUGGGAGUGUAACGGAUGAAGUAUUUGAAGACCUCACGGACAACGAUUUUGUAGAGGAUAAUUACUUUUUGUCCUGUUUUGUGAGAUGCUAUUUGUUAACACAAGGAAGACAACCAAUAGCUUUGCUUAAUCGCUGUGUUGAUGCGAGUCUUAACAAUCCUGGGAGUGACACACCGGAACUCCAUGCUUUGUUUUACCACACAUUCUGGCACAUCUCCCAGUCUUCAGCCAAGUCACAUGGAGUUCUGAAUCAGCUGCAGUGGUUACUAGAGUUACUGGGCCACACCCGUAACUUAGCAACUGGUGCCAUCAUUCUGUCAGACAAGGUCAAGGACAAAAAGAAGGUUGUGGAGUUUGCAAUCAAAUUGGCAGCUGCGGCCAUCAGUAUAUGGACCUCGUCCUCAUCUGGUCUUGUGUACAAUGUUAACCCUAACUACCUUAUGAAUACCUGUCCUUCUUUUCCUGAGGGUCAUGACCUGACUUUGAGCAGGUGCCCUGGGAGUCCACUAGAUUUCUUCCCAUCCUACGUUUCUGGGCUAGAAGGAGAGCCAUGGAGUCAAAUUUCACCUAAGGUAAUGGACUGGCUGGCUGUGAUGCACAAAAAACAUCCAGAAUUAUCCCCAUCUCUCUCAGCUGCUGAGAUUGGUUUGAAGCACACCUCGGAUUUCAGACGAGCGGCAACAUGGACAGAUAUUCUACAGAGGAUGCAGCUUGAUAGUACAUGUAUACAUCUAACCAGAAUGCAGUGAAUAAACAAGACACAUCCAACAAAGGUCUAUUAAUAAAUUGGUUUAUUCAAAUAAUCAAAAACCGUGAUACAGUUGCAUGUCUUGAAAGAAAGAACUAUAAAAAGACUUCUAUACAAAAAAGAUAAUAAAUAAAAAAAAGCCAUGUAAUGUUUGUGUUGUGUUAAGCUUAAACAAAAGUAUGUACAGAUUAAAUAGAGAUUUACUCAACAACAAAUGCAGUCCCCAUCGAUGAUUUAAUUUGUAAUUUUGUUGUUGAAAAAUGCUACUUGCAUGUAUUUAGAUUACAGACACAUGGACACAAUUUCUGAUCAUAAAAAAAUAUAGACACAUGUAUAUUUGUUCAAUGAAUGGCCUAAAGUUGGACGACCUCACAACAACAAAUGCAUAUCAUGUAUCACAGAGGAUGUAAUGAU
Molecule: messenger RNA, 5892 nt
Organism: Magallana angulata
Lineage: Eukaryota; Metazoa; Mollusca; Bivalvia; Ostreida; Ostreidae
Product: focadhesin-like
Exons: 41
Coding region: 107-5479 (1790 amino acids)
Biological process (GO): regulation of post-transcriptional gene silencing
Source: RefSeq, a predicted model, not a curated record